This is a messenger RNA of Oryza brachyantha (malo sina), 3709 nucleotides long. RefSeq names its product DNA-directed RNA polymerase 3B, chloroplastic-like. The record is from RefSeq and is a predicted model, not a curated record. The transcript has 19 exons. Lineage: Eukaryota; Viridiplantae; Streptophyta; Magnoliopsida; Poales; Poaceae. Gene Ontology annotation, molecular function: DNA-directed RNA polymerase activity; DNA binding. Gene Ontology annotation, cellular component: mitochondrial DNA-directed RNA polymerase complex. Gene Ontology annotation, biological process: mitochondrial transcription. Bases 155 to 3013 code for a protein of 952 amino acids.
UACGGAGGUUUGCGCCUUCUCUCUCCUCUCCCCCUCCCCCUCCCCCUCCUCCUCCUCCGCCGCCGCUCGCCGUCGCCGGCGGCCUCCAAACCCGAGCAGAAACUCGCGCCAUUGCGGUGGACUGGGAUCUGAGGGGGUAAGCCCCUAGGCGCGCAUGCCUCUCCUCCUCUUCUCCGUCUCCCCCUCGUGCGUGCCACCGCCGCGGCCCCGUCUCCGCCGCCUCUCCCCGCCCCCGCCCAUGGUGGCCGUCGCGCCGCCGACGGUGGGCACGCCCGUGACGAUACUCCCCUCCGUGUCCGUCGGGCUGCCGCCGCUGCCGCCGCUGCCGCCCCCCGCCACCGAUGACUUCCACUGGCUCGACCUCUUCGCGUUCCUCAACUCCCCCGCGGAUUCGUACAGGGCUCCCGUGGAGGAGAUGGAGGCGGGGGUGGAGGAGGAGCUGGAGAGGGAGAUUGAGCUGGAGAGGGGGCGGGAGCGUGAGAGGAAGGCGCGGCAACGGCGGCUGCGGCAGAGGCAGGUGAAGGCGGAGACGGAGGCGUGGGCGCGGGCCGCCGACGAGUACCGGGAGCUCGAGCGGGAGAUGCUCGACCGGAAGCUCGCCCCCGCGCUGCCCUACGUCAAGUCGCUCUUCCUCGGCUGGUUCGAGCCGCUGCGCGAUGCCAUCGCCCGGGACCAGGAGGUGCAGCGGCGGAAGCGGGUCAAGCACGUCUAUGCCAAGUACCUGCUCCUGCUGCCCGCGGACAAGGUGGCCGUCAUCGUCAUGCACAAGAUGAUGGGUCUCCUCAUGUCGAGCAAGGAUGGGGGCGUUAGCGUCCGUGUUGUCCAGGCCGCGCACUGCAUCGGCGAGGCUGUUGAGCGCGAGUUCAAAGUCCAGACAUUCUUUCAGAAGACAAGGAAGAAAAGUGCAAGUAAAACUGAAGGUGAAAAUGAUGAAGCAUUAGAGAAGGAGCAAGCCAAAUGCCGAGAACGUGUUAAGAGUUUGGUUAGGCGGAGAAAGUUGACUGAAGCACAGAAGAUUGUGCAACAGGAGAUUGAAUUGGAAGAAUGGGGGACUGAAGCCCAAGUGAAGUUAGGGACUCGCCUGAUUGAGUUGUUAUUGGAUUCAGCAUUUGUACAGUCACCAGCUGACCAAAAACCGGAGAGUUCUCCUGACAUUCGACCAGCAUUUAAGCACGUACUUCGACAACCUAUAGUAGAAAAUGGGAGACUGAAGAAAAAGCACUGGGUGAUAGAAUGCGACCCUCUUGUGCAUGAGGGGUUUGAAAGCACUGCUAGGCACGUGGAGAUACCCUAUCUUCCUAUGCUGGUGCCUCCUAAAAAAUGGAAGGGCUAUGAUUCAGGUGGGUACCUUUUUCUGCCCUCAUACAUUAUGCGGACACAUGGUGUGAAAGAUCAAAAGGAAGCCAUUAAGAGUGUUCCAAGAAAACAGCUGCGGAAAGUAUUUGAGGCAUUAGAUACUCUUGGGAGUACUAAAUGGAGGGUGAAUAGAAGAGUACAUGAUGCUGUUGAGGCUAUCUGGAGUCGAGGUGGGGGCAUUGCAGGACUGGUUGAUAAGGGAAAUAUUCCUCUACCUGAACGGCCAGAAUCGGAGGAUCCUGACGAAAUACAGAAAUGGAAGUGGGGUUUAAAGAAGGCAAAGAAAACUAAUCGUGAACUGCAUGCCGAGCGAUGUGAUACGGAACUUAAACUCUCUGUUGCUCGAAAAAUGAGAGAGGAGGAUGGAUUUUAUUAUCCCCACAAUCUUGAUUUUCGUGGCCGCGCAUACCCUAUGCAUCCACAUCUGAGCCACCUAGGUUCAGAUCUAUGCAGAGGUGUUCUAGAGUAUGCUGAAGGGCGACCGCUAGGAAAAUCUGGUUUACGCUGGUUAAAGAUUCAUUUGGCUAACAAAUAUGGUGGAGGAAUUGAAAAGCUUUCUCAUGAGGGCAAGGUGGCGUUUGUGGAGAAUCAGUUGCCUGAUAUAUUUGAUUCAGCUACUAAUCCUGUUGAUGGGAAUUGCUGGUGGAUGAAUGCUGAGGAUCCUUUUCAAUGUUUAGCUGCGUGCAUGGAUCUUUCUGAUGCCUUGAAAAGUUCAUCACCUCAUUGUGCUGUUUCUCAUCUACCUAUUCAUCAGGAUGGUUCAUGCAAUGGCUUACAACACUAUGCUGCUCUUGGAAGAGACUAUAUGGGUGCAGUUGCUGUCAAUUUGGUUCCUGGAGAGAAACCUGCAGAUAUCUACUCAGAGAUCGCUACUAGGGUGCUGGAUGUUGUCCGACAAGACUCGAUGAAGGAUCCUGCAACUAAUCCAACUGCUUCAUUAGCAAGGGUUUUAGUUGACCAGGUGGAUAGGAAGCUUGUCAAGCAGACAGUGAUGACAUCAGUUUAUGGUGUCACAUAUAUUGGUGCUCGUCAACAGAUAACAAAGAGACUGCAAGAGAAAGGGCACAUUACAGAUGACAAAUUGCUGUAUGAAGUGUCGUGCUAUGCUACCAGGGUAACUUUGGAUGCAUUAGGACAAAUGUUCCAGUCUGCCCGUGGUAUAAUGGCAUGGCUUGGUGAUUGUGCAAAGAUGAUUGCUUCAGAAAAUCAACCAGUCAAAUGGACGAGUCCUGUUGGUCUUCCAGUUGUUCAGCCCUACAAGAAAUAUAAGAACUACAUGAUUCGAACAUCACUGCAAUGCUUGGCUUUACGACGAGAGGGAGAUGCCAUUGCACUACAGCGGCAAAAGGCAGCUUUCCCCCCAAAUUUUGUGCACUCUCUUGAUAGUUCACACAUGAUGAUGACUGCAAUUGCAUGCAAAAAGGCUGGUCUUCAUUUUGCAGGGGUACAUGACUCAUUUUGGGUGCAUGCGUGUGAUGUUGAUAAAAUGAAUCAUAUACUGAGGGAACAAUUUGUCGAGCUUUACAGCAUGCCAAUUCUUCAAAAUUUGCUCAAGGAGUUCCAGACAUCAUUCCCAACACUAGAAUUUCCUCCCUGUCCUUCACAAGGGGACUUCGAUGUGAGAGAAGUUCUUGCUUCGACCUACUUCUUCAACUAAAAUUAACAAGAAAGUUCUGCGCAUGCAGCAAGUCAGUAAGUUUGGUGUGGUGGUGUAGCUGAAUAGCCAGCCAUUUGGCACCAUGAUGAUAUGGAGCCAAGUAUGAAAUGCCAUGAUGAACUGAAUCCUCCAAGGGCAUUGGCAUAAGCAGCAAACACACCAUUGCAACUAGCUGGAAGCUUGGAAUAGUAUAUGUAUGGGUUUUUGUCAUAGGCGAAUCAAGUCCCUAGAUUGCAAAUUUUGUAGGAAGCUAAAUAAUUCCAAGAAACCUGAGCUGCUGAACAAACCUCAGUACUUCCUGCUGAUGUUUUUAGGUUCAUGCAGGAUCUACAAGGAUUUCAGUACAUUCGGCAUGCUAUACCCAGCCUCUGAACCAGAGAAGGCGAUUUUGCUACAUAACAGGUUAUCAACUACAGAAUACCGAUCGAUACUAGUCCUGCUGACCACCCUGACCAAUUUUGAUCAUAGACGACAGUUGAAUCAUAAUUUCACUGUCUAUACCUGUAACAUUAUCUUUUGGCCUCGUAGGAUUUUAUUAUAGCCGAUUGCUGUAUCAGUACAUUAACCCUGUAAUAAUGUGUAGUAGAAUACAAGUGCCAAACUGAAAUGUAUAAUAUACAAGAUUGAUGGAUGCUGCUGACACCAAAGCAACCUGAAAGAGAAAUGUACAUCAAAAGUUGAAAACGGCUCGACUUC